CUCCACGCGCCAAGCGCGCCUAAUCCUCAGCUGCUCGCCGCUGCUCCGCAGCCGGCGCGGCCUUGAGGCGUCCGGGCUUGGCUGAGGUAGUCACCGGAGUAACGCCACCGAGGGGGCACCCUUACCGGCUGGUCCGCGACUGUGCUCCCGCCGCUGUCUACAGGAUUUCAGCUACUGAUGUUACAAACACUAAAAUAUUGGAGCAUAGAAUUGAGGAAAAGGCAUAAACUACGCUUUUAUUCAGUUAGUUAAAAAUAUGGAUCCUGAGUCAGAGGGCCCUCCCAUUGUCAAAGUGACACCUCUUCAGCAAAUGGCUGCCUCUUGUACUGGAGCCGUAUUGACUUCGCUAAUGGUGACACCCCUGGAUGUAGUUAAAAUUCGUCUCCAAGCCCAGAACAAUCCAUUUCCUGAAGGAAAAUGUUUUGUGUAUAAUAAUGGACUCAUGGAUCAUAUGUGUGUCUGUGAAGAGGCGGGCAACAAAGCAUGGUAUAAGAAGCCAGGAAACUUCCACGGAACACUGGAUGCCUUUUUAAAAAUCACUCGAAAUGAGGGCAUUAAGUCCCUGUGGAGUGGCCUUCCUCCUACUCUAGUGAUGGCAGUUCCUGCCACUGUUAUUUAUUUUACCUGCUAUGAUCAAUUAACUGCUGUUCUGAGAUCCAAAUUAGGAGAAAAUGAAACUAGAAUACCAAUUAUUGCUGGAAUUAUGGCCAGGUUUGGUGCAGUAACUGUGAUAAGUCCAUUAGAAUUGAUUAGAACCAAGAUGCAGUCUAAGAAGUUUUCUUACAAGGAGCUACACCAGUUUGUCAGCAAGAAAGUAUCGCAAGAUGGCUGGAUUUCCCUUUGGAAGGGCUGGGCUCCUACUGUUCUUCGAGAUGUACCUUUUUCAGCAAUAUACUGGUAUAACUAUGAAAUUUUAAGGAAGUGGCUAUGUGAGAAAUCUGGUAUAUAUGAACCAACUUUUAUGAUCAACUUUACUUCAGGAGCCUUGGCUGGUUCUUUUGCAGCUGUUGUAACUUUGCCAUUUGAUGUGGUAAAAACCCAAAAGCAGACACAACUUUGGACAUAUGAAAGUCAUAAAAUUUCUAUGCCUUUAGAUAUGUCAACCUGGGUUAUAAUGAAGAAUAUUAUUGCUAAAAAUGGAUUUUCUGGAUUAUUUGCAGGUUUGAUUCCUCGCUUAAUUAAAAUUGCUCCUGCUUGUGCCAUUAUGAUCAGUACCUAUGAAUUUGGAAAGGCUUUUUUCCAGAGGCAAAAUGUUCAAAGGCAGCAGUUCUAGGGAUAAAGGUUCAGCCUAGAAGGAUCACAGCCAAAUAAGAUGAGACUCUUGGGCAAAGGAGCUGUUUAAAUCUUACUCUGUUAUAAUUAUUUUCUUUCUUUCCUAUAAUUUAAAUGAAUAGUAAUUUCUAUUCUACCUCAAAAUCAUAAUCUUAGUUUUAAAAUAAAAAAUUUAUUUUUUGGAGAUUGAAAAAAAAAUGCCAGAAUCAUCACCAUUUUAUUUUGUCAGUAAAGAAAUAUUACUGCUUAGCAUAAAAAGCACUCUGAGUUUGAUUUCAGUGUAACUUAGUCUGUCAGAUAAAAAAGAAUCUUUUGAAUUUUACUUGAUAAUGUCUGGAAGAAAAAUGGUCAAGGUUUAUGUACAUUUAAAUCAUGUACACAGAUACUUCAGGAAAGGAGAUAAUAGAAGUUGGUCACUUGUCACAUUUGUCUAAUAUCACCUCAUAAUUUCUUUUAAUUUACAUGCCUUAGUUUUUCCUCCCACACUACUGAUUUAAGACUCGUGUACUGCAGUUAUUUGUAUGAUAUGAAAUGUAAUUAUUCAUGUGAUAUGGAUCUUAACAUGUUUGGUGAAU
Messenger RNA from Octodon degus (degu), 1847 nucleotides. It is a transcript of the gene Slc25a40, whose product is annotated as solute carrier family 25 member 40. NCBI's taxonomy places the organism in Eukaryota, Metazoa, Chordata, Mammalia, Rodentia, Octodontidae. The transcript has 12 exons. The record is from RefSeq and is a predicted model, not a curated record. The coding region runs from base 257 to 1273 and encodes 338 amino acids. Gene Ontology annotation, biological process: mitochondrial transmembrane transport.